Molecule: messenger RNA, 315 nt
Organism: Phycomyces blakesleeanus NRRL 1555(-)
Lineage: Eukaryota; Fungi; Mucoromycota; Mucoromycetes; Mucorales; Phycomycetaceae
Product: fork head transcription factor
Exons: 2
Biological process (GO): regulation of transcription by RNA polymerase II
Molecular function (GO): RNA polymerase II cis-regulatory region sequence-specific DNA binding; DNA-binding transcription factor activity, RNA polymerase II-specific
Source: RefSeq, a predicted model, not a curated record
AUGUGUCCUGCAAGAACACGCUCAGCAUGGCCAGUCAACAUUGUUACCUGGUGGAAGCCAAGUCAACCACGCGAGAAACCACCAUAUUCUUAUGCAACCCUAAUUGCUCAUGCAAUCCUGUCAAGCAAAGACGGUCGUCUUACAUUAAGUGACAUUUACCGCUGGAUAUCAGUAUACUAUCCAUUCUUUACUCUUGGUCGCAGAGGCUGGCAGAAUUCUAUUCGUCACAAUCUAUCUUUAAACAAAAAGUGGUUUGUCAAACUCGACAGAAGACCUACCCAGGCUAAUCCUGGAAAGGGUUGUUACUGGACCCUC